AUGAACUUCUCGUCGUUGACAAUCGCCUCCCUCGUCUUCAUCAUCUCCCUAAUUCAAUCCAUCCAGGCCCAACACCCCUUCAGCUGGUUCCCUCGAGAAUGCGAUGCCGAUGUCGACUGCCAGCGCAUCUACGUGCCCAAGACCACCGAGUGGAAGGGCCAGGUCGAGCCGGAGGAGGAGCGCAACUACGAGAACUGGGUCUGCCGCGGGGCCCACCUUCGCGAUUCGGCCAUGAGGGGAUCGUGCCUGCCCCCGGUUCAGGAGAAGCUCGUCGCCGUCAAGCGGUUCAUCAUUCGCCCGCUCAGGAUGUCCGACUAU
Mesorhabditis spiculigera is the source of this 318-nucleotide messenger RNA. Lineage: Eukaryota; Metazoa; Nematoda; Chromadorea; Rhabditida; Rhabditidae. The record is from the annotation of a GenBank genome assembly.